UCCCCACUCCUCCUCCCCUCUCGACGAAGCGAGGAAGGGAUAGAAUCCCCCGACGCGAGCUCCAAACCCUAGCGCCGCGCGCCUCCGCAAUCCAGCCCGACGGUUUCCUCCUCGAUCCGCUGCGCCCUCCAAGUCCAAGGGCGCCCCCCGCUGUUGAAGCGGCGGCGGUUGCGGCGCGGGAGGGAGAGAGAGGGAGGGAGGGGCGCCUCCUCUUUCGGGCGGGCUCUCGAUCUGGAAGGCUCCCACCUGGCGCUUCCUCGGCGCCCCGCGCCCGGAUCUGCAGCGAUCCGGGAGGGGACGGCUCCGGCGAUGGCGGUGGCGAUCCUGGCGUGGUAGCGCCCCAAUUCGGAGGCCUUCCCCGGUGGGGGGAGGGAGAGUGCCGGAGGUUUCGUGGGGGUUCUCUCCGUGCGGGUCUCGCCCGUGGCGUCUGAUCGGGAUCCUCCUCCGGUGGUGGCUUCUUCGGCAGCGUUUUAGGAGAGCAGGCGCCCGGCAGGGCGGUUGAGGCACAAAAUUGCUUGCUUGCUUGUACAUGUUCAUGUGUUUAUUUGUUUGCCCAAUUUGUUCCGGUUUAAAGCAUCAGUUUUGCCGCUCAAUUUAAGGGCGAAGACAAUUUCUUUGCUAGUUACUUCUGUUCUCUAUCGAAUUAUCUGCUCUAUUACAGAAGAAAAAGAGGGGGGAAAGCAAUCAAAAAAAAGAGAAAAAAAACAAAAAGGAUAAAAAGAUAAAAUCAGAAGAAAAGAAAAAAAAAUAGAGUGGGUAAAUGGCUGUAUAUUACAAGUUCAAGAGUGCCAGAGAUUAUGACUCGAUACCAAUCGAGGGGCAGUUCAUCUCGGUUGCCAACCUGAAGGAGCGGAUUUUUGAGUCCAAGCAUCUCGGGAGAGGCACGGAUUUUGACCUCAUGAUUUCGAAUGCGCAGACUGACGAAGAAUAUGCUGAUGAAGCUACUAUGAUACCAAAGAACACAUCAGUGUUGAUUCGCCGGAUUCCGGGACGACCAAGGAAGCCUAUUGUGACAGAACCAGAAGAGAUAAAAGUGGCAGAAGAUAGGGUAGAAGAAAUCAUGCCUUCUGGUAGCACUUUUCUUGGUGAUGCAUCGAUGAAAUAUCCUGAAGAAUCUGAGUGGGAUGAUGAGUUUGGCAACGCUUUAUAUGUUUCUGAUUCAGUCCCUUCACAGACUGCUAGCCAGGCAGUUGAUGAUUCUGAAAAUAAAGUCGAUGAAGAUAGUAAAAUAAAAGCUCUUAUUGAUACUUCUGCACUUGACUAUAGUCAAAUUCCUGAUGGCUAUGGUGCUGGAAGAGGCUAUGGAAGAGGGAUGGGUGGAAGAAUGAUGGCUGGUCGAGGUUUUGGACGUGGUCUGGAACGUAGGACACCUCCUGCAGGCUAUGUUUGUCAUCGAUGUAAAGUACCUGGUCAUUUCAUUCAACAUUGCCCAACAAAUGGUGAUGCUAGAUUUGACAUGAAAAGGAUGAAACCCCCAACUGGCAUUCCAAAAUCUAUGUUGAUGGCAACUCCAGAUGGCUCGUAUGCACUGCCAAGUGGGUCUGGUGCUGUUUUGAAGCCAAAUGAAGCUGCUUUUGAGAAGGAGAUAGAGGGAUUACCCACAACCCGCUCACUUGGUGAUCUUCCACCAGAGUUACAUUGCCCAUUAUGUAAAGAAGUAAUGAAGGAUGCUGUUCUAACUAGUAAAUGCUGCUUUAGGAGUUUCUGUGAUAAAUGCAUUAGGGACUACAUUAUAAACAGGUCGAUGUGUGUUUGUGGUGCCACGAGCAUAUUGGCAGAUGAUCUUCUUCCAAAUAAAACUCUAAGGGAGACAAUCAGCCGGAUAUUAGAGGCACCACCAACUAGCAGUACGGAAAAUGUUGGAAGCAUGGUGCAAGUACAGGACAUGGAAUCGGCUCUACCUGUACAGCCCAAGGUUAGGUCUCCUGCUGUUUCUGCUGCUUCAAAGGAUGAGCCAAAACGAGCACCUGCGACUGUAGAAGAGUCUCCAGAUGCUGAGAGCCAUAGCGGAGUGAAAGCUACAACUGUUGAUUUGAGUUCUUCAGAUAAGAAGGCCCCCACAGCACCAGCUGUACCAGAUGUUGUUGAAGGAACAAUGGAAUCUAAAAUUUUAAAAGAAAAAACACCAGAAGCAGCGCCUAUUGUUGCAAAGGAGUCGCAGGAAAAAAUGCCUGCAGGUGAACAAGCAGUAAAGAAAAAGAAGAAGAAGAAGACACGUGCAUCAGGAAAUGCUGAGGACUGGAAACCAUAUCAGGACUUUGGAGCUGAAAAUUUUGCUGGGAUGCCUUUGGGUCCGGCAGGAGGCUUCAAUCCUUACUGGGGAGGUGGGAUGCCAUUGCCAAUGGAUUACAUGGGUACACCAUUUCCUGGUCCCAUGCCUUAUAUGGGUUAUCCACCGGGUCCUUUUGACCCUUUUGGUGGGGCAGUCCUCCCACAAGAUCCAUUUAUGCCCCCAGGAUACAUGAUGCCUGGAGUUCCUAGGAAUCUUUCUGAAUUAGCAGUUAAUAGCAUGGGAAUGAAUAUGGGCCCACCAGUUGUUAGCAGGGAUGAAUUUGAUCUCCGGAAACCUGAUAAUAGGAGGAGACGAGAAAUGGAGCGGUUCAAUGAAAGGGAGAGGGAGCGUGAACAUUCCCGCGAGAGGGAACGAGAGAGGGAGAGGGAGAGGGAGAGGGAGAGGGAGCGAGACCGGGAUCGGGAUCGGGAGCGCGACAGGGACAGAGAACCUCGGAGAGAAGCGAGGGAGUCAUCAGCAGCCAAUAACGAUAGUACCUCGAUGAGGCCGAAGGCUAGGUCAAGGUCGCAGCCGGACAGGUCGGAGCGAGCGGCGCCGCCUCCGCCACCGGCGGCCAGCCCCGACCGCCACUCCCGCCGCUCCUCGGGCUCCGGCAAGAAGCGCUCUUCCUCAGACCGCUACGACGACCUGCCCCUCCCGCCGCCACCGCCUCCGCCCCCGUCGCGCCACGAGGCGGCGGAGCACGCCCACGCGAAGGCGGCGGCGGCGGCCGACGCGCGGGCAAAGGCCAAGGGCAGCGUCUUCUCCCGCAUCAGCUUCCCCGGCGACGGCAACCCUUCCGACGCCAAGCGCAGCCGCAGGUCCUCCUCCGACAAGCCCCCGGCGUCGUCGUCUUCCUCCUCCAAGAAAGCGGCCGCCGAGGACGACAGCCGUCACCACCGGCGCCACCACCACCAGCGGGAGGCGGCCGCCGCGGUGGAGGAGGAGAGGCGGAGGCCCGCGGCCGGAGACUACUACGGCGAGGAGGAGGAGGAGGAGAGCGAGGAGGAGCAGCACUUCAAGCGGCGCCCCUCGUCGUCCUCCAGGCGGGAGCGGGAGCAGGAGGCGCAAGACGACGAGCCGCGGCACUCGCGUCGCUCUAGAGAGCGCGGCGGCGGCGGCGGCGGCCACAAGCGCCGGUGAGACGCCGCUGUCCUCCCUGCCUGCGGCUGGCAUACUCCUCGAUCUUUUGUCCGGCGACGAGUAGUGGAAGCAGCAGCUUAUCUGUGUGUCGUCGCCGGCGGUGCUUUGUCGGUGUUGUACAUUUUCGCCCUGAGAAUUAACUUAAAUUAAUCUGCUGUUUUUUUUCUUUUUUUCCUAUGAUCAGAUCGUUCGAACAAGAGGAUGGCUAUACAAUAAGCAUAUGGCCUUUGCUAUAUUUC
This is a messenger RNA of Oryza brachyantha (malo sina), 3654 nucleotides long. RefSeq names its product E3 ubiquitin ligase PARAQUAT TOLERANCE 3-like. The record is from RefSeq and is a predicted model, not a curated record. Gene Ontology annotation, biological process: protein ubiquitination; mRNA processing; ubiquitin-dependent protein catabolic process. The coding region runs from base 761 to 3415 and encodes 884 amino acids. The transcript is spliced from 15 exons. Lineage: Eukaryota; Viridiplantae; Streptophyta; Magnoliopsida; Poales; Poaceae. Gene Ontology annotation, molecular function: zinc ion binding; ubiquitin protein ligase activity; nucleic acid binding. Gene Ontology annotation, cellular component: nucleus.